AUGCGGGCCCCUCGCGCGGCCCAGAAGCAGCACGCCUCGAGACUCCUGCGUCUUCACCAAAUGACGGCCCAUGCUCCGAGGCCCCGACUUCUCCCCCCAGCACCCCCUCAGCCCGACCCGACAGGGGGCGUAGACAAAACGCAGGCGGCGAGAGACUUCAACUCGUGGCUCCGCGAAGACGGCGCCUGCGGGUAUGGGUACUCAGUGUGGCUAGGCCCCAGCGAAGUGACCUACGGCAGCGGUCGGGUCCUACUCGCUGAGGUCUACGACGCAGAGGUGGAAGGCGCCCUCGAGGGGCUUCGAGCGGCACUCACGUGGUCCCCCAGGACCCCGGACCAGCAGUGCCGGAUAGUCGUCUGCCUUGAUAACUCUGCGGCUAUAAGAGCCAUACGAGGCAGCCCAUCGAUCUCGUCGCAAGCGGCGGCGGAGAAGUUCGCUGAGGCCGCGGCUCGGCACGGAGACGUCAGGACGCGCUGGUGCCCCGGCCAUACGGGGAUCGCCGGCAACGAGCGGGCCGACCAGCUAGCAAAGGAGGGCUGCCGGGCCUCGGCCCGGACAGGCCGCCGACGACUGGUGGGCCGCGGGGGCCCCGAGCAGCUACAAGAGCCUAGGGCUCAAGGCCUCGCUCGGGUGCCCCCCGGAGCUGCACACCAAACGACAGCACCUCCAUCACCUGCUCGCUGCGAGGAGCGGGCACGGGGACUUCGCCGACUACCACGAGAGGUUUAA
Molecule: messenger RNA, 729 nt
Organism: Hirsutella rhossiliensis
Lineage: Eukaryota; Fungi; Ascomycota; Sordariomycetes; Hypocreales; Ophiocordycipitaceae
Product: RNase H domain-containing protein
Exons: 3
Coding region: 1-729 (242 amino acids)
Molecular function (GO): RNA-DNA hybrid ribonuclease activity; nucleic acid binding
Source: RefSeq, a predicted model, not a curated record